UAUAAGAAAGUUGCAUUGCAGUCUUGGUAUAGCUAAGUAAAAAGUUAAUUUCGUAAAACCUUAGAAAGAAAAAAAAAUAAUUGGAAAAAAAAUUAUCCUGCAAAAUGUCUUUAUUCGGUUCAUUGCUUGGUGAUUGUGAUGAUGAUUUAUUUUUCGGUCAACAUAUGCGACAAAUGAACAGUUUGAUGGGUUCAUUAAUGCCAGAUCCUUUUAAUAUGCUGACGCCUUUUGAUAAUUUUGGAUCUAACACAAUGAGGGCUCCUAUGGGUGGGUUAUUUGGAUUUCCAGGAAUACCAAAUUUGAAUAGAUUACUUAGUGGAGACAUUCCUGAGAAUAAUGGCGCGUCAUAUUGUUCUAGUAGUGUCAUUCAAAUGACUUCCGGGCCAGAUGGGCGUCCCCAAGUUUAUCAAGCAACAAGUACAUCAAAAACUGGGCCAGGAGGAGUUCGGGAAACAAGAAAAACAGUACAAGACUCGCGCACGGGAUUGAAAAAAAUGGCUAUUGGACAUCAUAUAGGUGAAAGAGCCCAUAUAAUUGAAAGGGAGCAAAAUGUCAGAUCCGGUGAACAAGAAGAACGACAAGAAUUCAUUAACUUAGAUGAAGAAGAGGCUGAAACUUUUGAUAGAGAAUUUACUAACAAGGCCCGUGGAAAUAGAUCUAUUGAAAUAACUGCAGGACCUGAUGUGCAUAGACAUUAUGGUCCAUCAAAUCAUCAAAGACAAUUACUUGCGUUGCCAGCUCCUCCAACAUCAUCUCAAAGCUCCGCUGCAAAAAAUACAAGUACUUCUUCGGAUACUAGUGAUACUUCUAUCAAUGCUACCAAUUCUACGACUACUGCAAUCAAUAGUAAGAUAACUUCGGAUAACAAGUCUACGACAUCGUCAUUUUCAUCUCCUUUGUCAAGUUCUGCGCAAAGACGUCAAUUAUUAUCCUCGAGAAAUGUAUCAAAGGUCAGUUCUCGUAGACCAUUGCGUACCCCAAGCUCAUCGCCAUUAGCUUCGAAUACGCCAUCUUCAGCAAGUGUACAUCCACAUCCAUAUAAUACUUCAGCAGCAAGAAGAAAUUAUCGAAUAAAAAAUCAUAACAAAAACUCCAAUCAUAACAGUGGUGGCGCUAGUGACAACCAAAAUCUUAAUUAAGUUAAUCGUAUUAUUUUGAGUAUUUUUGUUUGUUUACACAUUAUUAUAAAUUCAAUAUUUUUCUAUUCCCAUAAAAGACAAAAGAAAAAUGGAAUAUGUUUUUAUAUGUAGUCGUCGAUCAGAAAAUAGUCUGGCACUGAUGUAAUGCAUAUUGUAUAAUGUUCUUAAUUGUGUUUAUCUAAGCAUAUUUUACAACAGUAUCUGAAAUAUGCGUCACAUCAACGUCUGAUUACUUUUGGAUUAAAAUAAUAUUUGAUGAAAUUACAGAUAAAUUGUCGCUUCUGAUCACUGAUUUUCUAAGUAUUCUGAUUAUAUUGUACUUUCAGAUAUUGAAAAAUAAGAUUUUUGAUUAACCAUUCAGUGCUUUAUGAAACAGUUAAGGAAAUCAUUAGUACUACAAUUACAUUUUUUCUUAAUUUUCAUUGCGAGAAUAUUUUAUUGAAAUUUCUAGUGCUUUAUGAAAUGAAUAUAAUUUAAAAAAUUUUAUGUUUUACUUAAUUUUUUUUUUUCUAAAUAUUGAAUUCUUAAUUAGAAAUAUUAUUAUGUGUAGUUUGAACAUUUUAUUUUUUAUAUUAUAAUUAAGCACUUUAUUUAUAAGAACAGGACGAAGUUAAUUAUCCGGAAAUUUCAGAUGAUAUUCAGAAAUAAGAAUUUCGGAAAAUAUAAAAAUGUGAAUUCAAAAUUUUUAAUAUAAUUUUUAUAUUAUUAUAACUAUUAAAUUCAUAUUCUUAUAACUUUAGAAAUUAAGAUGAAAAUAUUGUUUUACUUGAAGGAUUAAAUAACAUUUUAAAAAUGAUAUUAAAUGUGCGUAAAUUUGAAAAUAGAAAUUUAUAGUAAUGUUUUUUCUUCUGUACCUUAGGAUUGCGAUUACAAAUUAAAUAGAGACUAAAUUAAUUAUAGAUAUUAAUAACAAAUUAUUUGAAAUUUUUUUCUUUUAGUUUAUUUUUAGAAACCAUUUUGAGUUUAGUUAAUUUCAUUUGUUUUUCUCGUUCUCGCAUAUAUUUUUGGAUUUCUAAGUAACAUUUUAAAUUAUUCUAGUAAAAUUUGUUGAUAAUUUUCAUAUACAUAUGCCAAAUUUUCGAAAUAUGAAUAUAAAAAAUUUUUCAAUACAAUUAUUAUAAAAAUUAAACAGAAUAUCCAAUUCAAACUAUUAAACAUUUAUCUGCAAAAAUUAAUUAUGUAAUUAUGUAAUAUAAUAAAAAUUUGAACUUAAAAUCGAAGAAAGUGAACAUUAAACUGUACAAACAUUUAAUGUAGAUAUUUGAAUAAAUGGAGAUAGAACUAAAA
Molecule: messenger RNA, 2426 nt
Organism: Condylostylus longicornis
Lineage: Eukaryota; Metazoa; Arthropoda; Insecta; Diptera; Dolichopodidae
Gene: Mlf
Product: myeloid leukemia factor
Exons: 5
Coding region: 105-1139 (344 amino acids)
Biological process (GO): regulation of DNA-templated transcription
Cellular component (GO): nucleus; cytoplasm
Source: RefSeq, a predicted model, not a curated record